AUGGAAAAACACAAGGAAGAUGAACUAGAUUAUGAGUCACAGAAAGUGGAAAUCUUAAGAUUGGACCAGUCAAAGAGGAACAUUAACAGUUUGAAUAUGGACCUUGAAAGGGAUAUGCAGAGAAUUGAUGAAGCAAAUCAGGACCUUCUUCUCAAAAUCCAUGAGAAAGAAGAUGAGAUUCAGAGGCUGGAAAAUGAGAUCACUCAGACCAGAGACCUGGCAGAGGAUGAGGAGUGGGAGAAGGAGAACUGCACUACAAUGGAAAGGGAAAGGGCCCUGCAGGAGCUAGAAGAAGAAACAGCCAGACUGGAAAGGAAGAAUGAGACUCUGGUCCACAGUAUAGCAGAACUUGAAAGAAAGCUUACAAGGAAAUCUCAAAAGGCAACUAAGUGUGAACAAGGCAAUCUAAAGGGAACCCCGGAAGAGUCAAAGGUUAAGUUACAACAGCUGGAAGCCUCCUGUGUGGACCAAGAGAAGGAGCUGGCCAAGGUAAGAGAAGACUAUGCAUUUGUGGCUCAGCUCUGUGAAGAUCAGGCCCUCUGCAUAAAGAAGUACCAGGAAACUUUAAAGAAAAUAGAAGAAGAACUAGAGACUUGGUUCCUUGAGAGAGAAGUGUCGAAAGUCAUGAGCAUGAACUCUGCAAGCAAAGAGUGUAACAGUCAAAAUAACAAGGAUAACUCUCUUCAAAAGAAGAAAACAGGGUUCUGUAAAAGGAUGUUUCAAUAUUUCUUUUUCACCAUCCUGUUUUUCAUCAGACUGCUGGGAUACUUGUUGUUGCACAUAAGUUUUAUAAAUCCAGAUCUCUUUGUCAACAUACUGCCCAAGAUACUGAGCAGGAACAUCUUGUGGAAGCUAAGAUGCUUCCUCUUUCCAUCUCUCACACUUGAGACAGAGGACAUGUUACCCCACUGA
Molecule: messenger RNA, 912 nt
Organism: Hippopotamus amphibius kiboko
Lineage: Eukaryota; Metazoa; Chordata; Mammalia; Artiodactyla; Hippopotamidae
Gene: TMCO5A
Product: transmembrane and coiled-coil domains 5A
Exons: 11
Coding region: 1-912 (303 amino acids)
Source: RefSeq, a predicted model, not a curated record